GAUGAACAGACAUGCAAUAGAUAUCCCAUAAACAGACAGAAAUAACAAUAGUGAAAACAGUAAUAUGAAGAAACAGAAUGAGAUUAAGAGAAAUCUGUGUUGGAGUAAAUGAAAAGCUGCAUUAAAAACAGACGUGUCACAAUAAAGACCUGAACUAUAAUAAUCGAGCACAUUGUUCACAAAAACAUAGUCAUUGUUACGACAACAAAACAUUGUGCAUCAAAUAAAUGACAAAACAAAAAACAAAAAGAACAUACAAACACACAUCACUUUUCAUGCCUACAACAAAGUACACAACUGAUAACACAUCCACUAUGUAGGAUGCAGUACAUGGUAAAUAAUGGGCUAAAACCACGGACAUCCAUGGUUAAACGCGCAAAAAUACUGGUGUGAUGGUCCUUUAGCUCAGAAGCUGUAGAAUACGAGGGGUCAUUGAAGGCAUCAUUUGACUGACAAUCCCAUAGCCUAAUCCAGAGCGUGAGGAUGCAUAGCAGCAGUGAUAUGUGUCGGAAGAACAUCGGCUAAGUACUUCUUUCUGCUGUGAUUGACAAAAGCCCGCAGGCACUUUGUUCAUUCACCCCCCAGAGACCAUUUUAGAAGCAGAAACCUUCGGGUUGAUCGGUUUAAAUUUCCUCCAGACCGGGACUUCGCAGACGUUACGUUGGGACAAUGGAAUCUAAUGUUAUCCCGGACAGUAUCCGCCCUCAGAGGCUACAGCCAGGGAUUGGAUUCGGUUCAGGACCCACCGGGACCCUCCGCUCCUCUCUCCGGCCCGGGGUUACGGUCCCCAUCGCGCCGCUGUUGCCCUCCCCGGCCUCUCUGGCCGCUUCUUGCGGGCCUCCUCCGCCGCCGCCUCCGCUGCAGCUCCACAGCCUUUACGGCGGCAUCGGAGCGGGGCUGGGGCCGGGGGCUACCGGCCACUGUAACCCGGGGAACCCGGCGGUGCUGAAGGAGGCGGUGGAGGCUGUGGUCCGCAGUUUCGCCAAACACACACAAGGUUAUGGCAGAGUAAACGUGGUGGAAGCUUUACAGGAGUUUUGGCAGAUGAAGCUGACCAGAGGGGCCGACCUGCGGAACGGAGCUCUAGUUGUUUAUGAAAUGGUCCCAUCCAACAGCCCUCCGUAUGUCUGCUAUGUUAGUCUUCCCGGAGGCAGCUGCUUCGGAAGUUUCCAGUUCUGUCCCACCAAGGCAGAGGCAAGACGCAGCGCUGCCAAGAUUGCCCUGAUGAACUCUGUUUUCAAUGAACAUCCCUCUCGUCGCAUCACAGACGAUUUCAUUGAGAAGAGCGUCAGUGAGGCCCUGGCCUCCUUCAAUGGAAACAGAGAAGAGGCUGACAAUCCCAACACAGGAAUUGGGGCAUUUCGCUUCAUGCUUGAGUCCAACAAAGGAAAAUCCAUGCUGGAGUUUCAGGAGCUGAUGACUGUAUUCCAGCUGCUGCACUGGAACGGGAGUCUCAAAGCAAUGAGAGAACGACAGUGUUCCCGACAGGAAGUGCUGGCUCACUAUUCCCACCGGGCUCUGGAUGAUGACAUGCGCACUCAGAUGGCUGCCGACUGGGUGAACCGAGAACAGAGUGUGGCGGCCACUAUUGCGCAGGAGGUGGCGUCGACAGAGCGAGAACUGGAGGACGCCAGGCUGGCGGGCAGAGAACUACGUUUUUACAAAGAGAAGAAAGACAUCCUGAUGUUAGCUGUGGGCCAACUCAGUGCAGCCAACACUGCCACCCUGCCCUCGCACUAAACCUACUUCCCAUUGUGGAAACAUGCCUUCACGCUCCGUAGGAUUCCUGGUAACAGUAUUGAUCACUUCAUAGAUAUAAAGGUGAUAUCGUAUGAACUUUUAGGUUUUGUAUCUUGUGUUUUGUUAAGAGGACCAGGUAAUCAGGCCUUUGACUUACAGUAUGCACAUCCGUCCAUAAAACAAACACUUUCCGCUAUAGCCGUUACCUCUUUGUGCCUAGUGAUUACAGGAUAACAGUGCUUUUAAAAAAACUACCUGUAAAGUUGCUUGGCAUACCAGCUGACUGAGUUUUACAUAUUGUUUUCAUUUUUUCACAUCGUAUUUACUCGAAGUAGACCUACAGAAACAAAGCCUGCCUUUCAUCAGUGAAUGUACGGGACAUAAGUUAAUAUGACCCAUCCAACCAAACACAUUUGAUCAAGGUAUGGAAGUUUGUUUCUUUCAUGUUUUGGAUGUGUUUACUUGCAUCUAGUAUUUUGGACUUUGGACUAUUUUGGUGGUAAAAUAUAUGGGUCUUAAAACCUUGACGGCAAGUACCCUGUGUCCAUUAAUAAUCAGAAUAUUUCUAAAAUAUCACCACAAAAACAGCAAGGGGAUAAAGAUCCCACCUAACCUUUCCAUAAUGGGUACACAACCUUGUUCUGCCUGUUGUAAUGGAAAUAUAGUGUAAGUAUGUGGAAAUCCUCAAAUAUUACCAGAAUUUAAAUAAGCAUUGAAACAUACUUAUUGGCUCAUGUAAUAAUUUGUGGGUACUUUGCAAAAAUGUCAGCAGGUGACUGAUUGCUCUGACAGCAGCUCAGGUUUUUGAAAAAAUCAGAUAGUGAACCAUCACUAUGUUUUAUUUUUUCUUUGUGAAGGCUUUUGACAAUUAUUUUAGUGUUCAUUGUAUGCUUGGUGACCAUGACACUAGCUGAAUGUAUAUUUUCAGUGUGCUAUCAACUAAAGGAUCUGCAAAGCGAUGCUGUUUAACAUUUAGACUAUUGAGUUACUCUCGCGAUACAGAUUGUGUUUGUCAUGUGCUUCAUCUAGAGGAGUUGUUGCUCGGUUGACUAAAAUGUAGGUCGGGAUCACAGCAGAAACAACGAAUAGCUGCACGGUGGUGAUUGGAGGUCAAAUGUGAAGGCCAAAAAAUGAGUUGAGAGAUAUUUUGAUAAAAUGAUUCAUCAUGUUUGAAUCAUUGUAGUCAAUACAAAACAGUACCAGCACUUGUGGUUUAUGUUUUUUGACAUACUGGAAGCAAAAUUUGUUUGUUAGCAGUGCUAGUGUAUGUCCAUGGGCUAAAAACAAUGUAUGUAACUCGCACUUAUCACCUUUCAAAUACUUUUAUGUUGAAGGACCUGAUUUCAUUUAUACUGUAAAUGUGAUAUCUUUAUUUUUCUCUUUCUAUCUAAAAUGUAUUGAAUACAUUAUAAGGAUGAAGGCAUUUCAGUGAGUAGCCUUUUAAAGACCCCAUGUAAUAGAAGUGAGAAUUUAAUUGAUAAUGUGUGGCUCUGAUUGGAGGGAAAUGUGGGCAGUGAGUUAUGCGAGUUAAACAGCAGGAGGGCCCGCCUUGCUGCUGAAUGCUGGAUUGUCAACAGCAGAAACUAAUUACACUAAAUUUGAGGAGACGGCAAAUAGAAAACAAAGAAGCAGAGUAUGAAUAAAGCCAGAACCAAUUUUAUUAUUUUAUUGCUGUAUCUCUUCCCUGGGAUCAUUGUGCCUUUAUGAAAUUGGUAACAUGCAUGUAAAAAACUCAAAAGUUUCAUUUCAUUUAAUGAGGUCUUUAAAGGACGUUCUACUCUGCUUUACAACGUUUUUUUGUCAUUUCAUGUAAAGUUAAAAUUAUAGAUUACAUGCUGUUACAUUACUGCUACAGUACCUUAGGUAGGAGUAGUUCGACAUUUUGGGAAAUUCGCUUAUUCGCUUUCUGGUGGAGAGUUGGCUGAGAAGAUCGAUGCCACUCUCAUAUCUGUGCAUUAAAUAUAAGGCUACAGCCAGCAGCCAGUUAGCUUAGCUUAGCAUAAAGACAGGAAAGAGCUAUACUAGCUCUGUCCAACAGCAAUAAAAUCCGCCUACCAGCACCCCUAAAGCUCACUAGUUGACAUGCUAAUUCUCAUUUGUUUAAUCUGUACAAGAAACAAAGUCUAAAGACGACGAUUCGCCUAUUCACAGGGGGUUGUGCGCCGGACUAUCUAUAACUUGGUUGAGGCCAGUAACUUCCUGGAGUCUCCGCUGGUUGCCUGGCAACUGUUCAGAGCCAACAAAAUAUUUGCUGCUCGUGGUAGUUUAAUAUUUACAGUACAGACGUGAAAGAAAGUGGUAUCAAUCUUUAUGUUUGACUCUCCAACAAAGUGAAUAUAGGUAUUUCCCAAAAUUUCUAACUAUUCCUUAAAUAUGUUACACGACAAUAGAUUUUGAAGGAUUUAUUAAAUCUUACUACCUUUGGUAUACAUUUAUAAUCAUUAUAUAUUGUUUGUUUGGUACUCAGCUUGCAAGAUAUGUGUGCAGCACAAGUAGGAAAAUGUAAUAGUAAAAGUAAUUUUGUCUUCUUGGAAAACACCCUGCAGCUCUCUUCAGUGAACUGAUACAAUGAAAACUUUGACCUCACAAUUCUGCAGCUUGAAUCCAACCCUGUUAAUCUCACAUUUCCCUUUUUACUUUGGUUUACCCAUACUCACAGAAUCUCAUCUGCAGAUAUGUUUUCUGAAUUUAUCAGUGAAUGUAUCGUCCCAUGAAGUCCAACCUAAAAACGUACUGUACUACCAGUGCACUCAUGCUAAAGCUGAAAUGUAACAAGUAUUUAAAUGUGCUGGUUACAGGGAUGAGGCUAGAGAUCUUGAAUUGUGUGUUUUUGCAUUUGUCUUCUAAUUUAGAUGCUUAUUAUGUGUGUGAUUUUUGACCACAAGCCAUUUAUCUCAGCGCUCUCCUCUUGCAAAUGCCUUUGACUUUUCUUUGUGAUCAUUAUCAAUGAAGGCUUUUUCAAACACUUUUUUUUUGCUAUCCAUUUUAUAAAAAACUUGGGCUUUUUUUGGCUUUGAUGCAUGAUGUGUUGAUUAUGUUUUGUUUUUAUAUUUUUCAUAUUCGAUACAGUAUUGUUUUAUAAAAGUGUUUCUCAAGGCCAUUAUUGUAUGUAUUUUCUAUGAGCAUUUUGUAUUCCAUGUUUAUACUUUUAGUAGAUUUAUAUGAUGUAAUAAAUUGGCUCAUACAGAUGUUUA
Molecule: messenger RNA, 4934 nt
Organism: Siniperca chuatsi (mandarin fish)
Lineage: Eukaryota; Metazoa; Chordata; Actinopteri; Centrarchiformes; Sinipercidae
Gene: lix1l
Product: limb and CNS expressed 1 like
Exons: 6
Coding region: 670-1740 (356 amino acids)
Biological process (GO): autophagosome maturation
Cellular component (GO): cytoplasm
Source: RefSeq, a predicted model, not a curated record